This is a messenger RNA of Lodderomyces oxycetoniae, 384 nucleotides long. RefSeq names its product sulfiredoxin. Gene Ontology annotation, biological process: cellular response to oxidative stress. The record is from RefSeq and is a predicted model, not a curated record. Gene Ontology annotation, molecular function: sulfiredoxin activity. NCBI's taxonomy places the organism in Eukaryota, Fungi, Ascomycota, Pichiomycetes, Serinales, Debaryomycetaceae. The coding region runs from base 1 to 384 and encodes 127 amino acids. Gene Ontology annotation, cellular component: cytoplasm. The transcript has a single exon.
AUGUCGAUUCAAACAAGAGGGUUAAAAGACGAACUUGUACCACUUCAUGAAAUAAGACGCCCAAUUCCACCAGUACUAGAUCACCAGAAAAUAGAUGCUAUGGUAUCCACGCUAAAGGGUGUGCCCAUGGAAUCUGCUACAUGUAAAAUAGAGGAUAUAACAGGUGGAGAACUUCCUCCAAUUGAUGUUUUUAAAAUAAGAGAAGAAGGCAAAAAUUAUUAUUUUGCAUUUGGUGGUUGUCAUCGAUUUCAAGCUUAUGACAAAAUUAGCAAGGAAAACGGUAAGGAAGUACUUGUAAAAUGUCGAAUUCUACCAGCAACUAGGAAAACGUUGAAAAUCUACCUUGGUUCAUCGGUAGAUGAAAUGUUCAAUGAUAUCAAAUAG